AUGCCAGGAUGUGUAUGCAUCGGUUGUGGUCAAAAGUGUUUGAUCCCGUUUUAUCAGCUGAAGGACGGAUUUUUUCAUCCUGACUGUUUUCGAUGUUCUGUUUGCAAUGUAGAUCUUCACAACAAGCCCUAUUUCCUGUUGUCGGGUAAACUUGUUUGCUACGAUGACAUAAAAGCUGCAUGCUGUCGCACAUGUCAGUCAAUCAUCAGAGGAGACCGGAUAAUAACCCAGUUUGGAGACUUUCAUAAGGAAUGCUUUCAGUGUUCAAGGUGUGGUUCUACAUCGGAGGGCGAAAGUUCUUUUGCCAUGAAUGCCGCCUCUCACUCAAACGCAGCAGCCACUCUAGGAAAGUCAAAGCUACGAAUGAAGCGAAAGAUUUGUCAGGCUGUAGAACGGCACGUGGUCACCAGUUCUCGCUGUGAAAGUGCUGCCUAUGGAACGGAUGAUGACGAAAAAGAGGCUAAUUCUACUUCAGAUUCACUGAAAUUGAAACAAGAGGAGCAGAAAAAGGAGUCGCAGAAUGUAGAGUUAGGGGCUUCCUCACCACCACCUAAACCCAAACGCCUGAAGAAGCCAUCGGUUUGUAUACCCAAUCCUUCUACAGGUACUAAUCGAAUGCCUCCAGUUGCAGUGGGCCUCUCUCCAAAGCGUGGAUCUUGUUCACCUCAGUCUCCAUCGUGCUCCGAUCAGGAACUCAGUCAGGCUUACGAGAAAAUCUCAGCUCAGGCCAACGAGCAUCCUGAAUCUGGUGCUUCUACAGCGGAUCAAAACUCGACAAAGCUCUGGGUAGAAGAAAUCGAGGGUCCAAAGGUAAAGUCACGUGAAUCCCAACCAAUCUCCAAACUACCACUUCAAGCUCUCUCCGAACCAAUUUCUCCAAUUUCACCAACACGUUUCGUGCAAGAACCCAGAACAGAUAGAGGCGUUAGAUGGGCAUUCGCGUCGACAAUGCGUUUCGGAGGCACGCUACUGUUGCUCAUCCUCAGCAUCGUUGCAAUCCCUAUUUCGACCCUACUCUGUUUCCAGAACUGGAUGACAAAGCUGGUGCCAGAAGAUCCGAUCAGUCUGCGGUCCCUCGGUAUAGAGAUAAUUGACGACGCCACACGGCCAAAGCCGUCUGACUAA
Molecule: messenger RNA, 1125 nt
Organism: Echinococcus granulosus
Lineage: Eukaryota; Metazoa; Platyhelminthes; Cestoda; Cyclophyllidea; Taeniidae
Product: LIM domain kinase
Exons: 6
Coding region: 1-1125 (374 amino acids)
Source: RefSeq, a predicted model, not a curated record